Messenger RNA from Syngnathus typhle (broad-nosed pipefish), 3001 nucleotides. RefSeq names its product relaxin-3 receptor 1-like. Gene Ontology annotation, cellular component: membrane. The transcript is spliced from 3 exons. Lineage: Eukaryota; Metazoa; Chordata; Actinopteri; Syngnathiformes; Syngnathidae. The record is from RefSeq and is a predicted model, not a curated record. Gene Ontology annotation, biological process: immune response; G protein-coupled receptor signaling pathway. Bases 1660 to 2925 code for a protein of 421 amino acids. Gene Ontology annotation, molecular function: G protein-coupled receptor activity.
GAGGAGAGACACUGCAAAGGCAUACAGGCACAGCAUCAAAAGGGACAGCCGUUUGAUUGCCUAUCAGCAUUGAAGUGGUUUUCAAAACACGCAAGUAACAUGUUCAAGUUGAUAGAGGUCGGCCAUUUUGACCUGACAGAGAAUGGAUUGUGGUGAUGCUAGUCCUUGCUUGUUUUCUGCUUCAUUGGCGGAGAUAGUUUUUUUUUCUUGGGGGGUAGCUAUAAAGAGGGGGGGGGCUUCAAAAAUAUCUCAGUGGGUCCGCAAAACCAAGCGCUUGCUUUGUUGCAACCCCCUAAAACCGCUUCUAUUAUUGUAGGGAAAGCCGUACUUAGAAGAGGCCCCAAAACGGAGCAAAUAAACUGUAGCUAAUUUUAAUGAGACAAAACCGUGAACGUUUUGAUCAUGAUUGUUUAUCCCAUGUGGAAGUGUGACUAAAAAGCUUUUGCUUUGUCUUCAUCAGAUUAAAAUGCACCGAAUGUCCUCGGAGCUGAAGCAUGUUAUUAGCGUUUGGGUGACUGAGGUAAAUGAGAUGUAUAAGCAAAUAAUAGGAGCAAUUUUAAAUCACUCGAAGCCACUUUCCCUUACGGCAAUCAUUUGAGUGCAUGCAUAAGCAAACUGUUUCAGCAGAAACAAAACAAAGCAGCAUAUUAAUGUGGGUUUUUUUUUUGUGGAAAUUGGAACUGGUUCAAGAAGCAUGGGGUCAAGUUGGGGGAAUUCAUCAAAUUGACAAAACAAAGUGCAGUAGAAUGCUCUUGGAGAAUAUAAAUGAGCAGCUUCAAAUUUGAUUUGAAACCAGACUCUAAGAGCCUAUUAAUCUAUGCCAGUUCUUGUUCAAAGGAAUAAAAAAAAAAAAACUAACACCAUCAUAAAUAUAUCUGGUGGGAAUGUGACCUCCUCUCUUCCUUCUUGUAUAUGUGGACAUGGCAGUGCAUUCAUUCUGCUAAUUAAAGCAAAACCGUGGCAUAUAAAAAAUAUCAAUUAGCAACCCCCACAUCAUUCUUCUAAUGUGCAUAAUUCAAAUUCUCAUUUCAAAACCUGGCAGUGCAAAGGUGACUAUGUGUGAAUAUGAAUAAUUAGAUUUUAACAUAGCACCAGUUUACAGUUUGCAUUCCGUAGAGAAAAAAAUGAUUUUGACGUAUAGUAAUUUUGUCCAGCACAGUUCAAUUGUAUUUAACAUUUAACUCGCAUUAUCACGUCAAUGCUAAGUGGAAAAUGCAAUUAAGCAGUGAAUGUUUUUUUAAUUUGCCAUCAUUAUUUAGUAGUGUGCCGUGAGAUUUUUGUCAAGUCAAACACAUGUUGGCCAACUUGGCUAAAUAAAGGUUGUGAAACACUAAUGUUUGGAACAUUGGGAAUUCAGCCUGCUUGAGCAUUGCGCCCCCACAUGGACAAAAGGUGAACAUGGCAUGAGUGAAGUAUAAAAGGCUUUGGAUGGCUUGGGCAUCACUCCCGCAGACGGGAGGGAGGAUGCGACUGCAACACUUGUGAAAACGUAUAAGUAGGCUAAACUGUCAAGAAGUCAUGACAGCGUAUUUGCUUUCCCUCAUUUCAUCAGAAAUGACACCUUGCACAUAAUAAGGACUAUGGAGAUUUUUUUCUUACCCACUUUGGAAAUUCUAAAGAGAAGGUAAGUUGCCUUUAAAGUGUCUGACCGACUGAGCCAUGCAAAGCAACGGCAGCUCCUCGGAAUCGGUACCUGUUGGUGCGCUGAGCGCGUGUGGAGGAGAAGAGGACGAGAGAGAAUUCUCCAAAUUGGUCAACCCCAGCGGAGCGGGGUCCAACCUGGCUGCUUUGAACCUGUCCCUCAACUGCUGGCUCCAUAUCCUCUCCAAGGAAUCUUCAGUGGAUCUGCACGGAGACGCUGCCAACACGGCGGUGCGAGUCCUCAUCGCUUUGGUUUACCUGGUGGUAUGUGUCCUGGGUCUUGUGGGGAACCUCCUGGCACUCUUCCUGCUUCACUUCCGUCGCCGAGGUCACCACCACUCCUCCAUCGACUGUUUCGUGAUAAGCCUGGCGCUUACCGACCUCCAGUUUGUCCUCACCUUGCCCUUCUGGGCCAUGGACACGGUCCUGGACUUCCGCUGGCCCUUCGGAUGGGUCAUGUGUAAGGUGGUGAGCUCGGUCACCACCAUGAACAUGUACGCCAGCGUGUUCUUCCUCACCGCCAUGAGCGUGGCCCGCUACCACUCGUUGGUCACCUCUCUGAAGAUCGCCAGCCCGAGGCGGGCGGCUGCUCGAGCCAAGUGGGCCAGUUUGGCUAUUUGGGUGGUUUCGCUGGUUGCCACCUUGCCUCAUUCCAUCUACUCCACCACUGUUCAGGUGUCUGCCGACGAUGAGCUCUGCCUUGUGAGGUUCUCCGAAUCCGAUUCCAGUCGCUUGGAUCCUCAAGUACUCCUUGGGCUCUAUCAAUUGCAAAAAGUGCUUCUGGGAUUUGUCUUUCCUUUAAUAAUCAUCAGUGUGUGCUACCUCCUCCUCUUGAAGUUCAUCCUGAGCCGGCGCGUGGUGGGCAGUGCCAUCGGCGGGGCCGUCGCAGACAGAUCCGAAUGCGAGCGUGGUCGCCAUCGCCGCCGCUCCAAAGUCACCCGCUCCGUCACCAUCGUAGUUUUGUCCUUCUUCGUCUGCUGGCUGCCCAACCAGGCUCUGACGCUUUGGGGCGUGUUGAUCAAGUUGGACAUGGUGCCCUUCAGUAAAGCCUUCUACAACGCGCAGGCCUAUGCCUUCCCACUGAGCGUCUGCCUGGCCCAGGCAAACAGCUGCCUCAACCCGGUCCUCUACUGCCUCAUCCGCCGAGAAUAUCGGGCCGGACUCAAAGAGCUUCUGCCCCGAGUGUUGAUCCCGAUCCAAAACUUUUUCAAUCAUGCCCUGAGGGGGAGGAGAGCAGAGGUAGCACCCACCAGCUUGGUCAUGAUACACAAAGACAAUAUGUGAUUUUGUGGGUUUAGUCUAUUGGGAAUGCAGAAAACCCUAUUCGCAAAGAAUUGGGACUGACCCCUACUGUGAAUAG